This is a messenger RNA of Funneliformis caledonium, 288 nucleotides long. NCBI's taxonomy places the organism in Eukaryota, Fungi, Glomeromycota, Glomeromycetes, Glomerales, Glomeraceae. The record is from the annotation of a GenBank genome assembly.
AUAUCAGAAGAAUUAUCUAAGCUUCAUGAAGAGAUAUUUUGGCUAAAAAAUAGAAUUAGUGAUCUUAUUAUGGCCUUAUCGAGUAAUAUACCUGAUCCUAGAGAGGUCCUUUCAAUACCAUUAACAAAAGAUUCUUCAUUGUCUUCAUUGUCAUUAUCAUCAUUGGAUCAUAAUCAACCUUUAUUGAAUAAUAUAACUUCUAGCUCAUCAGAAAAGCCUCAAUCACUUUCUGGUGGCUUCUCUAGUGAGAGAGUUUCUAUUGGAACAUUACAAGAAGAAUUUGACUGA